AGCUGCCUGCCUUUGCCCUCACCUUCCUGCUUGUCCCGGCGUCUUAAACCCAAACGCAAAAAGAGGAAGACUACACAGCACGCACAUGGGAAAAAGCUAUAUUUGUUUUUCACCUGCACGUCGCACGAUGGCUUAUAUAUGAGGAGGACACUUUGGGAUGCGGACAUAAACACGCGUCUCCACGGAGAGAAGCGCAUGAGAAAAUACAACGCUGUCCGUCCUCUCUCCGACACCGAGAAGGACUCCUCCCCACCUCGGUAGUGACACCUCCGGUAAAUCGCCGAAAAAAAGACAAGUGACUUUUUUUAGGACCGAGCCUAACAUUACCAUUGAUCUGCCAGUGAUUGACUGUAUGGCUUUUAAAAGUUGCAUGGAGAACAUGGACAUAUGACGUGCGCCACACGGCGUCAUUGGACACACAUAGGAGCCUCUCUCUCUUUUCUUCAUCACAUCUUGGAGUGACUAAUCCCCUGCGCUUUGGGUUGGGAGUAAGCAGAAGUGUGCAGCAGUUGUCAUUUGCCCUGACACAGGCUACAUCCAGUAGCUCCCUGCAAAAGGGGAACGUCACCACACCACUGAAGACACAGCCUGUUGUGCUGCGCAUUUGUGUGUGCUGAUCUCACUGUUUGUGCAUUAUUGGGAGAUUUAUUUUGAUAGCCCACCACGGACUUGUCAGAGCUGACAUCCUGUUUGACAUAAAGACUGUCAUUCACCCGGACCCUCGACCCGCAUCAGAGAUACGGCACAGUGACACGUAGGUUUUGUAACUUUACAUUUCAAAAAGCCUGAAAAAGUGUCAUCUCAAGUGCCCCCUUGAAUGAUCACAUUCUCGAUUUUCCCUUUGCCUUUUCUACGUGGUGCGCAUUUGUACUUUGUUUUAGCAUUCACCAACAGCGCCAGCAACACAUGUGAAUGAGACUCAUCACCUGUCCCGGUUGAAGCGCCCCGUACAACUCGACUGACUGACCGACCGACACUGAAGAGGAAUACGUGCCGAAGUUCCGCUGUAGUGAUGCUGCAAAUGGAACUGGUCAUCUUCUUCUGCCUGGUGCUGUUGACGUGUGUAUUAAGCCAGGAGCCCAGUUCCAAAGUGGUGGCGGACCGCUAUGCCGUCUUCUGGAACCGGACCAACGCCAAGUUCCAUCGUGGAGACUACCACAUCGACGUAUGCAUAAAUGACUACCUGGAUGUGUACUGCCCUCACUAUGAAGACUCGGUGCCUGAAGAGCGGACAGAGCGCUACAUCCUCUACAUGGUUAACUACGAUGGCUACAGCACAUGCGACCAAACCGCCAAGGGCUACAAACGCUGGGAGUGCAACAGGCCGCACUCCCCCAACGGGCCGCUCAAGUUCUCAGAGAAGUUCCAGCUCUUCACUCCGUUCUCCUUGGGCUUUGAGUUCAGACCGGGCAGAGAAUACUACUACAUAUCCUCCACCAUUGCUGAGAACGGGAGGAAAACAUGCCUGAAGCUCAAAGUUUUCGUCCGACCAUCAACCAGCUGUGUGAAAACUAUAGGCGUACAUGACCGCGUUUUUGACGUAAACGACAAACUAGACAAUACAUUAGAACCACGAGACGAUACCAGCCAUGAACCGGCUGAGCCUUCCAAAAGUGACGAAACGAAUGCUGCAACGCACCUGCAGAAAACAAGUCCAGUCCUGGCUUUGUUGCUGGUCGGCCUAUCAGCACUCUUCACUUUAUAGCGCUCCCCUCUGUCCCCGGAGGGCAUUUACACCUAGCGUGGCCUGAAUCUGCCCGAGGCUGCAGGGAAGGGGCGGGAUUUGGGUGGAGUGUGUUUGCUUGAUUGGGCAUCAGAGCAGGCUUCUCAAAGAACCCUCUAUUUUUUUUCAGAAAUAUAUUUAAGUGGUCUUUCUCCGUCUGUGAGUGAACAAAAGUUGAUUUUGGAAGUGGGAGAGACAGUUCCCCUCUCAAACCUUCAACUGAGAUGCCAAAUCCCUUUUUUGACACUUAGUGAUUCUUAUUUUCCAGUGACUUUUGACAUCCCUUUACAUCAUGUUUAUGUCAUUGCAGCACUGAUGUUUAGCCACACACACAUAAACAGCACAUACACAGAAACAUGUUUCGAGAGUCAAAUACAAACUACACAACUACACUAACAAUCAAUAGAAGUAGGGUUUUUUACACUUGUAAACAGUAGCAGCAGUACACAGUAGGAAUGUAGAGCAUCUAGGUUUUAGAAAGAACUGUACAUACACAAAAUAAAUUGUCCCGAGACCUCUGAAAAGCCUUUCAGAAAAUAGUUUUGAAUAAGUUCUUUGGGUUCAUAUGAAGCCGAUUUUGGCUCCUCCAUUUUACAAUGAAGUAAAGUUCAAAGCUGAAAGAUGAAGAUGUUGGAAAAAAGGAGCAAUGCUUUUAAGCCAAGGUCAGAUUUGAAACCACAGCACUGAGAGAUACAUACAUGGCAUGCACCUGAGCCCGCCAAUCUUCAGACUGUCUCGGAUUGAAGUUGAGCCCAAUUUUCUUAGGAAUACAAAGUGUGUGUGUAAAGGUGGAUAAGCUGCUUAGAGCAAGUGAGUGUAAAAUCUUUUGAAACACGAGGCAUUCUUUCCUCAUCCCUCUUUGUGUAGAGUUUGCCAGUCCGCUCAAUAAAACACCUCUGGUUCACCACAACUCACAAAACAGCUAAAUUGAAACUUUCUCACCAGACACUUUGUAGACUGCUAUCAAGCUCGAGGAUCAAUAUCUUUUGAAAGUUGAUCACACAAUUUCACGGCCACAGUCACAGUCAUUGAAUGCAAUGUUUACUGAGCAGGACUGCAAUUGUUCUCUCCGUUCCAUUUGAGUAUUAAUCAAUAUUAACACUCCCAUAAACAUUUGCAUUUACACCUUUUUUUAUCGGAUAUUGAUUGUUUAAGUGAUUGUUUAAAAAAUGAUUCACAGCUAAAUUGGAGACUUUCAAACUAUUAAAUUAUUUUUGCCAAUGGUGUCUUCAAACAUUAUAUUCAGUGGAGACACUGUACACUUUUUAAUGUAUUUUUGUACUGUCUGACAGCCCCCUCAAUUAGAAAAACAGAUGUCAUGGGAAACAUUUUGAAAAUACAUUUAAAUUCACAGUACCAUAGCUUUUUCACUGUCACUUAAACCACAGCUUUGACUCGUUCUUAUUAAAUGUUAGUUAGUUCACAUUUAGUUUAUUGCAGUUUUUAGAACAGCUUUUACAGGCCUGAUGCAUAGCUCAUUAGUUGAAAACACGUAGCGUUAAUAGAAAAACUUUCCAUUUAAUUCAAAGCAAUGCCAGCUCUUUUUUUAGACGGGCCAGGUUUAUGUUAGCACUUACAUAAAAAAAAAAUGUCUGUGUAGUAAUGACAUUCAGCAUCCUUCAGCUCCCACAGAUACACAUGGUAUGCAAGCAUCAUGAAAGCUAUCGUCUUUUCUUUUAAAGGAAUGGACCGUGUUUCUUUGUUUUCAAGAAAUGUGGGGGGAUAGAGAAACUAAUUCCUUUCUUUUGGAGACAAGUUUUAGUUUGAGAAUAGGGCACCAAUUGGUUAACACUAGAACCGCCAAUCGGGUCAAUUUGACCCAGAGCUGUUUUUUAUUGUAUGUAACUUUUUUUCAAUAAAAUAUUAAAGUCUCCCA
Molecule: messenger RNA, 3599 nt
Organism: Trematomus bernacchii (emerald rockcod)
Lineage: Eukaryota; Metazoa; Chordata; Actinopteri; Perciformes; Nototheniidae
Gene: efna5b
Product: ephrin-A5b
Exons: 5
Coding region: 1013-1705 (230 amino acids)
Biological process (GO): regulation of cell-cell adhesion; regulation of actin cytoskeleton organization; ephrin receptor signaling pathway
Cellular component (GO): plasma membrane; external side of plasma membrane
Molecular function (GO): ephrin receptor binding
Source: RefSeq, a predicted model, not a curated record